CCGCACUCCAUUGCAGUCGUUGAACUGCAAUUCCUACAAUCUAUGCGCAGCUCUAACUAUAUACUAUGGAAUACACUAAUUGAGCAUUUCAUAUAAUAUCCCAAUCACCUCCACAUCCCUAGACCAGCAUUCCACGGUCAACCACCAACGCAACGCUCAACCCUGCCUGCCUGCCUGCCUGCCUGCCUGCCUUCGCGAAAGCAAAAAGCGAAGCAAAGAAAAGAUGCGCCUCGCCCACCUUCACUUCCCAGACAUCACCUCCUUCACCCGAGUGUCAAACCUCCAAAAAACCCUCACAACCCGCCUCCUCGCCCACAAAAAGCUCGCCCAAUCCCCAACAACAGGCCAAACACCCCCUCCACCCCCCGACCCAACAAUCAUCACCUUCACCCCGAACCCAGUCUACACCACGGGACGCCGCGACCUCCCACCGUCCAACACCUCUCCACAGCCGCCAUCCCAAUCGACGACACACGCGCUCUCCCUCCCGCCGCCGCUCGAACCCAUCCGCUCGUUGCUUUCCGCGGGGAACGGGUCUCCCGCGGUAGCUGAAUACCACCCCACGCUUCGCGGCGGACAAACCACGUACCAUGGCCCCGGGCAAAUGGUCGCAUACACGAUUCUCGAUCUGCGGCGGCUGGGUCUCACGCCGCGCUGCCAUAUCAGACUGUUGGAGAAGAGUGUCGUGGAUGUUCUGGGCUUUUACGGACUCAAGGGUCUGGUUACGGAGGAUCCCGGGGUGUGGGUUGGCGGCACCACCACCACCAGCAGGGCCAGCCAUGAACUGCCGAAAAAAAUCACCGCCGUGGGUGUGCACCUUCGGCGCAAUAUCAGCAGUUUCGGGAUUGGGUUUAAUGUGACGGAUGAGCCGAUGUGGUAUUUUCAGCAGAUUGUGGCGUGUGGGCUUGAAGGUCGGGAAGUGACAAGUUUGGAGGGGCAGGGUGUGGAGGGGGUUACGGUUGGAGAGGUUGCGGAGAGGUUUGUAGGUGCGUUUGUGGAGAGGGUGAAUGCGGAUUUUGCUUGUGGUGGUGCAGCGUCGGGGGAGAAGAUCGAGGAGGUGUAUAGAGUUAGUGAAGAGGAUUUACUUGAAUGCUCUUUGGGGUAGGAUUGUUUAUAUAUAUAUAUAUUUUUUUUUAAAAAUCCUAAUCUCAUUUGGAAGCGGAAGGUGUAGAGGAGUCUGAAAUAUACAGGAUAAAAGAAAGAAUGGUAUCGAAUUGAGCUAGGGCUAUGCUGGCUCGAAACAGUACAAUCCAAAUAGUU
Molecule: messenger RNA, 1260 nt
Organism: Aspergillus ochraceoroseus IBT 24754
Lineage: Eukaryota; Fungi; Ascomycota; Eurotiomycetes; Eurotiales; Aspergillaceae
Product: lipoyl(octanoyl) transferase LIP2
Exons: 1
Coding region: 224-1105 (293 amino acids)
Biological process (GO): protein lipoylation
Cellular component (GO): mitochondrion
Molecular function (GO): lipoyl(octanoyl) transferase activity
Source: RefSeq, a predicted model, not a curated record